Molecule: messenger RNA, 2526 nt
Organism: Nothobranchius furzeri (turquoise killifish)
Lineage: Eukaryota; Metazoa; Chordata; Actinopteri; Cyprinodontiformes; Nothobranchiidae
Gene: rad9b
Product: RAD9 checkpoint clamp component B
Biological process (GO): cellular response to ionizing radiation; mitotic intra-S DNA damage checkpoint signaling; DNA repair
Cellular component (GO): checkpoint clamp complex
Source: RefSeq, a predicted model, not a curated record
AUGUUUCUGAGAGCGGUCUGCCAGAUGAGCCAAUUUGAGAAUCCUACCAGCGAAAUUACCCUGUUUCCUACCUGGGAUUUGGUCAAGAUUGUGCAAGUCAAAACAAAAGCCUGUUCUCAUUGGGCCGUCACUCGUCCUCCCCGCUCCAUACUAACCAAAUUACUGUCAACCCAAGAACUCUGUCAGUGGGUGUUCUUACUUUUACCACUCUCUAUAGUGUGUAAACUCCAUUCUAACAGCUACUGUGGAGAGUCGUCUGAAUGGAAAUGUCUGGACUUACGCAGCAACAGCAACAUGGGGGUCUCAGAACAAUGUCACAUGAAAACAAAAAUUGUUCCCCAUCAAGGUUCAGGGGAAGGAUCCAGAAAGCUGUCUCAGAGAUUUCAGCUGUCUGCUUCCACAACCAAGAAACAUCUCAGAUCAACAGAAGUGAAGACUGAGACUGAAAGUGCAGCAGGCAACUGCAUUAAAGUCUUUGGAAAGGCUCUUCAUGCCCUGUCCCGGAUUAGCGAUGAGGUGUGGUUGGAUCCCAUGGUUAAAGGGCUGGCUCUGAGAUCAGUGAAUUCUGCUCAGUCUGCAUAUGGGUGUUUCCUCUUCUUGCCAGUGUUCUUCCAGCAGUACAGCCUGGGAUCAUUUUCAGAACAGAACAGAAAAGAAAUAAAAUGCUAAAUGGUCAUGAAGGUAAUGUUACCACUAUUUCGGUGUCUGUCCUCCAUUGAGCAAUGUCACAUAUCAGUCAACACCUCCCCUGACCAAGUAAUAAUCCAGUUUUUCUGCAGACAUGACAUCACUAAAACCCAUAACUUGGGUUUCCAGGAAAGUGGGGCUCUACAAGCAGUGUUUGACGCCCACCUCUGUCCCAAUGUGCUGACAGCUCCUGCUAGGCUCCUCAGUGAUAUGGUGAUGCACUUUUCAGCGUUUCAGGAGGAAGUCACUGUGUCCAUGACUCCACUGAAAGUCUGUCUGAGAAACUACCAUGAGGAACGAAAUGUUCACACGAAGGUGAUGCACACCGAGAUGUCCUUACAUCCAGAUGAGUUUGGAUACUUUCAGAGCGGAGAGGACUCAGACAUAACCUUCUGCCUGAAGGAACUCAGGGGCAUAUUGGCUUUUGCAGAGGCUCGAUCCCUUCCUGUGUCCGUCCACUUUGGUGCAGCGGGAAGACCCGUGUGUUUCUCUGUGCAAGACAUGAUCCUAGAGGCCACUGUAAUUCUUGCCACUCUUACUGACACUGAAAGCCGGACUCCAUCCCAACAUCCACAAACUCCAACCUCCACUCCACCCAGCAACAUCCAGUGUGACAAUCCUGAUGGGGAGGAUCUGAUCAGAUCCAGCCAGGGCAGCCCGAUAACCAACUCACCUGACCUGAUGCGGCUCCUGCCUCGGAUCAGCACACCUACCAGCCUCAGUGAGGACUGUGGCAGUACCGCCACUACUCCCGUCUACCUGACUGGAAAUGCCUGCUCUCUGCUGUUUAAAGCCGUGUCCACUGAGCACCAUGAUGGCGGCUGUGCAGACACACUUCCUGUUCUUGUGUGUUGCAGUGAUGAAGAGAAAAGUGAUGAAGACAGCUUCUCACUGUGAGCUCACAGCCGUCACACGUGAUGUUUGUUACAACUGGAUUUAAUUUCUGCCCAAACUGGUCAGAUAUUCUCCUGAAACUGGGCUCAGGUACAUCUCAUAACGUGUGACCAACUUUGUGAGCGUGUGUGUCUGAUGUCAGAAGAACCUGAGACAUCGAUGGUUCUGGUUCUGAACAUCUCAGGCUCAGACAUCCUGGCUGUGUUGAGGAUGUUUUAGAAGAACGUGUUAAACUACUGAUCAGAUAGUGUUCACAUCUGUUACUUGUAAAUAAAAACAACAUCCCUGCAUUCUUUAUUUAAUCUCUUCUGUAACAUUUUGGAGAAAUUCUGAUAAGCUCCUGAACAUCUAGAAGAGAACUUUGACUCCAAGCUCCGCUGUGGACAACAGCAGAUCCCCUAACGGGCUCUGCUCUGGACAGGACAAACAUGACUGUCCUGCUUCAGGUCCGCUGUGGUUUAAAUCAAAGCAGAUCUGUUGCCUGAAAGCUCCAAAGUAAAUUCCCCUGUGUCAACAAGCCGCACAACAACUUUCUAUGUUGUGGUUUUGAUUUUGUUGCAGCACCUGCACUCGCAGCGCUGCCUGCAGACGUGUGCAACUUUCCCAUGAAUAUGAAAAGCACAGGCCCGUAAAUAUCCAAGAUGGAGGUAACUAAGCUACCUUGCAUUUGAAUACGGAAGUCAGAAUUUCCUAGCUUCCAGCAAUAAAGUUCAACUCUGGAAUUCUGAACCUACGUGGGAUCAGCUGGCCCUAACGGCACUGGCAGCAGGUCACACCAGAGAUGGGAACCUAUGGGUGCUCCGGGUGGUUGUCGGCUGGUGUAAUAAAGGCUUGAACAUGAACACGCCUGGUGUAUGUCCACACAUCAAACUCCUGAUUCCUCACUCACACUGGGAUGGGAUUAUACCUCUUAAAGUGUGUGAUGUGGGCUGCGGCACCAGAAUA